This is a messenger RNA of Sipha flava (yellow sugarcane aphid), 2676 nucleotides long. It is a transcript of the gene Vps53, whose product is annotated as vacuolar protein sorting-associated protein 53 homolog. Gene Ontology annotation, cellular component: GARP complex. The transcript is spliced from 16 exons. Lineage: Eukaryota; Metazoa; Arthropoda; Insecta; Hemiptera; Aphididae. The coding region runs from base 78 to 2633 and encodes 851 amino acids. The record is from RefSeq and is a predicted model, not a curated record. Gene Ontology annotation, biological process: retrograde transport, endosome to Golgi.
AGCAAUCUAAAUAAUUUAGGUUCUUUAUUAAUUUAGUGCGUACAAUUACUUAUAUAAUUAGUUUUAAGUUUUGAAUUAUGUCAACCAAUGAUAAUGAAUAUACUGAUGGAGCUAAUAAUGAGACAUUAGUGUAUUCUGCAGAAGUACAAAAAGCCAUAGACGAGAUUUUACCGGGUGAUGAUCCAUUAGAUAAACCUGAAUUUGAUACUAUAGACUACAUCAAUAAUCUGUUUCCUACUGAGCAAUCACUUACUAAUAUUGAUGAUGUUAUUAAUACACUUGAAUGUAAGGUAGACUCUAUUGAUAAUGACAUACGAUCAGUUAUUAGAGGUCAAAUUGAAGUUAGCAAGGAUGGUAAAGCUGAGCUUGAAGAAGCUCAACGUUACAUCAAACACCUAUUUAGUCAGAUCAGAGAAAUCAAACAAAAAGCUGAACAUAGCGAAGAAAUUGUUAAAGAAAUAACAUUAGAUAUUAAACAAUUAGACUGUGCAAAAAAGAAUCUCACUACAUCCAUUACUACACUGAAUAAUUUGCACAUGUUUGUUUCUGGCAUUGAGUCCCUCAGAUGUUUGACUACAAAACGUAAGUAUGGAGAAAUUGUAAUGCCCUUACAGGGAGUUACUGACGUUAUGAAACAUUUCAAGAACUAUACAGAUAUACCACACAUUGCUCAAUUAGCUACAGAAGUGAAACAACUUCAAGAAUCCUUAGCAACACAAAUUAUGGCUGAUUUCCAUGAAGCUUUUUCUGGCCCCAAUGCAAAAAACUUUGUUCCUAAUAGACAAAUGGCUGAAGCAUGUUUAGUUGUUUCAAUAUUAGAACCAAAAGUCAAGGAUGAAUUAUUAGAGUGGUUUAUAGAUCUACAAUUAUCAGAAUAUACACAUUUAUUUGAUAGCGCAGAAGAUGUGGCCUGGUUGGACAAGCUCAACCAAAGGUAUGCAUGGUUUAAACGACAACUAUUACAAUGUGAUGAAAAGUUUAGUUCUAUGUUCCCUGUUCAAUGGAAAUUAUCUGAAAGAAUUGCUGUUGAGUUUUGUAAAAUUACCAAAAAUGAGCUGUCUAAAUUGAUGGGUAAACGAAAAAAUGAAAUUGAUGUCAAACUUUUAUUGUAUGCAAUUCAAAAAACAAUUGCAUUUGAAAAUUUGAUGGCUAAAUCAUUUAGUGGAAGUACAAUGCAUCAAAACAUUGAUGGACCAUUAGAAAAUAAUACUAAACAACCAAUUGUCACUAACGUUGAUAUAAUGGAUGAAAUUAUUCAACCCUUUUCUGAAGAAUUACAAAUAACCAAUGAUAUGACAAGAAAUAUAGCAUCACAAACGCAGAUGAAUGAAUUAAAACAAAAUUCAUCUCCAUUUUAUGGUUUGAUUAGUGAUUGUUUUCAACCGUUCCUUUAUAUCUAUAUUAAUAGUGUUGAUAAAAAUCUGUCAGAAUUGAUUGAGCGGUUUGUCAGUGACAUUAAGAUCACCUUAGCCAAAGAAAACAUUGAUGAUCAAACUGCUACUGUUUUACCAAACUGUGCUGACUUAUUUCUAUUUUAUAAAAAGUCACUUGUUCAAUGUACUGAACUCAGCAAUCACAAUCCAAUGUUAUCAUUGGCAGCUGUAUUUCAAAAGUAUUUAAAAGAAUAUGCAACUAAAAUAUUAGAAGUCAACCUUCCAAAAAUAAGUCACCCAGCUACUUCUUUAACAACAAAUGUAUCAAAUAUGACAAAAGACUUAAUAAAAGAUUUACAACUUCUUCCAAGUGGUAUGACUGAUGCUGGUGUUAAAAAUAUAAACUGUACUCCACAAGAACUUGCUAAAAUAUGUUGUAUUUUGACUACUGCUGAUUAUUGUAUGGAAACAACACAACAGUUAGAAGAGAAAUUGAAAGAAAAAAUAGAUCCUAGCUUAGUUGGUAAAAUUAGUAUGAUUAAUGAACAAGAUUUAUUUCAAAACAUAAUUUUUACAUCUAUAAAAUUAUUAGUUCAACAUUUGGAAGCUGACUUAGAACCAGCAUUAAAUAAUAUGAUCAAAGUUCCUUGGCAAAAUAUUUCUGCUGUGGGAGAUCAGAGUGAAUAUGUUUCCAUAAUGACAACACAUUUAAAAGCUGUUGUUCCUGUUGUUCGUAAAAAUUUAUCAACAUCUAGAAAAUAUUUUACAAAGUUUUGCAUCACUUUUGCAAAUUCUUUCAUACCAAAAUUCAUACAGCAUUUAUAUAAAUGCAAGCCAUUGUCAAAUAUUGGUGCUGAACAAUUGCUGUUGGAUACUCAUUCACUAAAAACUAUUUUAUUAGAUCUGCCAUCAAUAAAUCUAGAUGAUAAUCGUAAAGCUCCAGCUAGCUAUACAAAGGUUGUGGUAAAAGGUAUGACAAAAGCAGAAAUGAUAUUGAAAUUAGUAAUGGCUCCUACAAUGAAGCAUUAUACAUCAUUUGUUGAUCAGUAUUUAAAACUAUUACCAGAAUCAGAUAUGACAGAAUUUCAAAAGAUAUUAGAAAUGAAGGGUCUGAAAGCAGCUGAAAGAAAUGAAUUAUUAAAUUUAUUUAGACCUAGGAAUCCUACUGGUAGUUUUGUAACAAGCACAGCAGCUCUAUCCAGUUUGAAACAAUAUACUAGUCGCAUAAAAAAGAAUUUGAUAUCUAACACUAAUAAUUAAUCUUAUUUAUAUCAUUGAAUAAAAAUUAUUUUUUUAAAUUUUA